CUCUGUUUGCCUUAAAUGUAAGAGAGGAACCUCACCAUAGCUUAUUGAAACUGUGUCAUCUCACUUCCUCUUCUGCCUUUAUUUACAGAAACAGCAUCACAGCUCUUCACACUGUGUUUGUUUCACUGGCUGAAACAGCUAAAAUGGACAGUGCUCAAGGUGGUAAAGCCUUCGGUCUACUCAAGACUCACCAGGAAGAGAAGCUGAACUCUAUCAAUGAGGCUUUCCUCUCAGACCCCCAGUAUGCAGAGGAAGAGGAUCUUGGCUCAAAGCUUGAAAUGUUCAAACAGAAAUACAUGGAGUUUGAUCUAAAUGACAAAGGAGAUAUAGAUUUAAUGGGGCUAAAGCGGAUGCUGGAGAAACUGGGACUGGCAAAAACUCAUAUGGAACUGAAGAAGAUGAUGUCAGAAGUGGUUGGAGGGACAUCCAAAGACACCAUCAGCUACACUGACUUUUUGAAUAUGAUGCUGGGAAAAAGAAAUGCCAUUUUAAAACUGAUCUUGAUGUUUGAAAGCAUGGGAAAGGAACAGGAACCCAAGGAUGUAGGGCCACCAGGUCGCAAGACCUUUUCAGACCUGCCCUGAAGAAAUUCUCCAUCCUAUCUUGGAAUAACUAUCGUCAUGGCCUUGCUCUAAAAUCUCUGUCACUCAAAAUAAAAUGAUAAAAUGUUUUAUAAGAUUUGCAGUUUUUAAUGAAUUAAUGUGAUCUAAACAAAGAAAUUGGAUGAUCUGUUUCCUUUGUCUUAAUUUCUUUGGUAACCCUAAUGGACAUCUUACAUCAUCGGCAUCUAGAUAUUUUGUUAGUGAGCCUGCUUACUCUAAUGAUCUUACUUUACCAUUAGAAGACACAAAAGUGUCACAAAGGGGGCAUUUUACUUAUAGUAAGCCUGGGAUACCCUUAAAAAAAUUUCAGAUUAAGGUGAUAAUAUCCAGUGUGUUAUAACAUGAGUGUAUUAGAAUACAGCCUUAAAAUACAUGCAUGAUCCCUACCCCACUUUAAUUUUUUUAUUGUUUCACCAUGAUAAUGAGUAAUUUAAGUUGUUUUUUUCAGGAUGUCAGCUAACUUAUCUGGGAAAACAAUUUUGUUAAAUUGUUUUCAUAUUAUUGUUUCGUUUUUAUUAUUGUAAUUUUUAUUAUUUUUAUUAUUAUUGUUGUUGUUGUUGUUGUUGUUGUUAUUUAUCAGUUUAAUGUCAUAGGAGCACAUCAGUGUCCUUUUAACUACUUUUGACUUUCUUCUUGAACAAUUCUAAUGUACAAAAAUCAGACAUACCAGUACACACAAGUAAACAAUGACAUACAACAUGGAUAAGAGGAGAGCUCACGUGCAAUAACAAAGGUUGAUAAAAUAAAAAGUGUAUUAAUUACUCAAAAUAAUGAAGGAAAAAUUAUUUUUAAAAAACAGACUGAAAAACAUGACAGUUCAGUGUGACACAGAUGUUUUUGUUUAAGUUGGAAGAGAUUCAAAUGAAUAAUUUAGUUCAAUUGAAAAUAAUAUAAAAAUAGGAGUUGAAC
This is a messenger RNA of Cheilinus undulatus (humphead wrasse), 1511 nucleotides long. Its product is annotated as allograft inflammatory factor 1-like. The record is from RefSeq and is a predicted model, not a curated record. Gene Ontology annotation, molecular function: calcium ion binding; actin filament binding. The transcript is spliced from 6 exons. Lineage: Eukaryota; Metazoa; Chordata; Actinopteri; Labriformes; Labridae. Gene Ontology annotation, cellular component: actin filament; ruffle membrane. Bases 144 to 584 code for a protein of 146 amino acids. Gene Ontology annotation, biological process: ruffle assembly; actin filament bundle assembly.